UUAGCGCGUCUUACUUGACCUAUCCGGCUCCAUCCGAACUUUAGUUAUGCCGUGGGGUUCGGGGCCAAGGCUCGUGGUUGCGGCGGCCGCUUUUGGCUCCCAGGGCUGCGGAAUGGGAACGCAAGGUGGGCCCGCUAGUUGUGGACGCCGGAAGGCGGGGAAGGCCGGACGGGUCCCUGAGCUCCGGAGCUGUGCAGGCCUCCUCGGAGGGUCUCGAGGCAGAAGUGGAGCAAAAGAAGAAGCGGACCUUCCGCAAGUUCACCUACCGUGGCGUGGAUCUCGACCAGUUGCUGGAUAUGUCCUAAGGUUCAUCCCAAUUAUGGGGAAGGAGGCAUCUGUGGCUAUGGAGGGAGUCUCGGGCCACCCACACUGCCUGUGCUGUCCCCCCAGUGAGCAGCUGAUGCAGCUUUACAGUGCUCGCCAGCGGCGGCGGCUGAACAGAGGCUUGCGCCGCAAGCAGCACUCACUGCUGAAGCGCUUGCGUAAGGCCAAGAAGGAGGCACCACCCAUGGAGAAGCCAGAGGUGGUGAAGACACACCUGCGGGACAUGAUCAUCCUACCUGAAAUGGUGGGCAGCAUGGUGGGUGUCUACAAUGGCAAGACCUUCAACCAGGUGGAGAUUAAGCCUGAGAUGAUCGGUCACUACCUAGGGGAGUUCUCCAUCACCUACAAGCCUGUGAAGCAUGGCCGUCCUGGCAUUGGGGCCACCCACUCCUCCCGCUUCAUCCCUCUCAAGUAGGCUGCCCAGCCAAUAAAGAUACUUCUCCAGUUCUCAAGUGUACAUACCU
Nycticebus coucang (slow loris) is the source of this 788-nucleotide messenger RNA. RefSeq names its product ribosomal protein S15 (gene RPS15). Lineage: Eukaryota; Metazoa; Chordata; Mammalia; Primates; Lorisidae. Gene Ontology annotation, cellular component: ribosome; cytosolic small ribosomal subunit. The transcript has 4 exons. Gene Ontology annotation, biological process: ribosomal small subunit assembly; translation. Gene Ontology annotation, molecular function: structural constituent of ribosome; RNA binding. The record is from RefSeq and is a predicted model, not a curated record. The coding region runs from base 47 to 739 and encodes 230 amino acids.